AUGUUUUUAAAAUACUUUGGUAGUAGAUUUUCACACUUCUUACUGUUUAAAAGAACCAGUCAUUCUGGUAUAAGUUUAGCAACAAGAAUAUCUGAAUUAGUCAACAGAACAACACCUCAAACUAUUUAUUCUUAUACUCCCAAACCCAUUGUGAAAAUUGGAUCCUGGUCAAUAUCUGCAGUUUUUUUAUUGUACAGUUUGACUUUUGCUGAUUGGUCUUUUGAAAGUACCAAAACCAUUCUGGAAGAGAAUGCUGAAACUGGCGAAAAGGAGAAACCAGUCAAAAGUGGCCAAUUAGAAAAGGAUCAUCCCUUUAAAAUUAUAUUAAGCAAAUGGUUUUAUGAUCCCGUUACACAAUACUAUUUAUAUUCAAUUGGUGUUGGUGUUUUAAGUGUUAUUCCCAUUAUUAUUAGUUUAGGUGCACUAUAUCUACCAAGUAGAAUGGUUACUGGUAUAAAAUUUAACCCAACCAAUAACAUGAUUAAUAUUACCACAUUGUACAAAAGACAACAUAAUCUAAACAUCAGAGAUUGCAUUUUGAAGGGGAAGUUAUACACUGGCAAAGGUUCACAAGGUUGUGAUGAUAAUGGCUCUUUUGCAGUUUUUUUAAUUGAUGACAAUAAGUAUCAGAUCAGUAACAAUAUAAAAAAAAAGAAAAGGUGGUGGAGCAAAAUGUUUAUUUUAUCACGUAGUGGUACAUUUAUUUAUGACGAUUGUAGAAUCCUGGAUGUUAUCACUAGUCGUCAAGAUAUUUUGAAAGAAGCAGAAAGAUUAUCUUCCACUACUAUUAAUGAUAACGAAGGUAUUGAUCUAGCAAAACAACAAAAGCAGAAUGAACAACCAAAUUUAAGAAAACUUAAAAUGGAACAUCAAAAUAUUGAUAAGAUCAAAUCAGCAUUAUUUAAAAAAUAA
Molecule: messenger RNA, 912 nt
Organism: Saccharomycodes ludwigii
Lineage: Eukaryota; Fungi; Ascomycota; Saccharomycetes; Saccharomycodales; Saccharomycodaceae
Gene: MRX15
Product: Mrx15p
Exons: 1
Coding region: 1-912 (303 amino acids)
Source: RefSeq, a predicted model, not a curated record